AUGUUAGGCCACUUCUUCCUCGAAGCUGUGGAGAUCUUGCGUACCGCCUACCCGGAGAAGACGGCCUACCUCACGAGUGUCAGCGAGUGCGCUGUUCAGGGGUACAGCAGCACGACGUACUUCGUCACCUUUACCGAGGAGGAAGGGGUGAGCGAGAUGGUGCUCCAGCUGCGGAGGCCAGAGCACUACCUCAACGUCUCCGUCCUCGAGGCUGCUCGAGAGGUGCUCGGAGAGCUCGUUCCCGCGGCGCGAUUAUUGAUGGAGUACGACCGUGGUGAGAACAAGCUGCUCGCAUACGAGAUGUCCCGUAUUCCCGGGAUGUGUCUCUCCGAGUUCACCGGGAGGAAGGAGUAUGUCGACUGCUUGCCCGUGACUGCCCACAGCCUGGGGUCGAUGCUCGGCAAGUGCUGUAUGCCCGGACGAGUAGCACCGGCGGAGUUCACCCGCGCAGUGCGGAACAGACUAGAGAAAGCCGUCAAGUCCUCCGACCCUCUGCUCGCGUCUUACAUCGACGAUUUCCGCGAGUUGCUCGAUACGAAGCAAGUGCUUGACUGCUUGCCUAUGGCGAUCGGCAAUGGCGACCUGCAGUUCUCGAAUAUCCUCGUUGACGAGACUGGGCAAGUCACGGGUCUCGUAGACUGGGAAGACGAGCUGCACCAAGCGCCGCUGGGGUUCGAUCUGUGUUUCCUCCAGUGGCUACUGGGCGACUUCCGAGCUCUCUUGACUGGGGGCAAGUACACGCUAUACCCGAAUGCGAGCGAGAUUGAAGCCGGUUUCUGGGGGGGAUUCUUCGCCCACCUCCCCCCAGCCAUGCGGGUGACGAACACGUUCAUAGGCCAGCUGGAACAGGUGAUGCGAUUUGGCGCAGUCUUCUUCCACGCUAUCGAUGGGAGGUGCAACCUUCCCUCGUGUAUUGGUCUCCUGCGCUUACAACUUGAUUAUACGAUCCCGGUCCAACGUCUGGGUCUGAACUUUGUGCAAAACUCAGGCAUGAUCCUCGACUGAGACUAUCGACCAACCGAGCGGCAAACUCCGACAUCGGGGAACAGCAUUGUAUUCACUCUAUGACGAGCGUUUGCCAGGUAUAGGAGAACGGGCGAUCGGGGCGAUCAGGGCGAAUAUUGGGCGUAUAAGGCGCGCAGCACCUCCGCCAAACCUUUGGCUUCUCAUCUUAUCACUCCCUGAGCAUGCGGAGACCGCGGAUCAUUUAACGCCAUGGAACUGGGAGACCGAGCGCUGUGAACCCACGACACUUUUGGGCUCCGCUUCUUCCUGCGGAUGCCGAAGGUAACCGCACGGUACACGAACCUCCGGGUGUCAAGUUGGUCAUUCGUGUUUCCCCUUGGGUUGAUCCCCGCUUUUCCGAGACAUUGUAUGGGACGACGACCCAUGAAAUUUCCGAAACCGAUUAUUUACCGAUGAGAAGAUCAGCUCACUAUCGUUGGUACCGUGAAACGCCCGAGGGUCAAUAGGGGUCAGGAGACGUGGAUUACUGCUCUGGCCUCGAAAUUGCUUGGGAGUGAAACUGU
Dacryopinax primogenitus is the source of this 1529-nucleotide messenger RNA. RefSeq lists its product as uncharacterized. The transcript has a single exon. The coding region runs from base 1 to 1005 and encodes 334 amino acids. Lineage: Eukaryota; Fungi; Basidiomycota; Dacrymycetes; Dacrymycetales; Dacrymycetaceae. The record is from RefSeq and is a predicted model, not a curated record.